This is a messenger RNA of Nothobranchius furzeri (turquoise killifish), 2007 nucleotides long. It is a transcript of the gene harbi1, whose product is annotated as harbinger transposase derived 1. The record is from RefSeq and is a predicted model, not a curated record. NCBI's taxonomy places the organism in Eukaryota, Metazoa, Chordata, Actinopteri, Cyprinodontiformes, Nothobranchiidae.
AAAUGAUGCGUUAAAUAUGAAGUCCUUAGGGUUUACAUGUCAGAAGAAUUAUGCGCUAGAAUUUUACUUGCUAAAUGUAGACAAAACUAACGAAAAAUAGCAUAAAAGCUAGUUAGCUUUUUUGUUUGUAGUUGGGUUUGAGGUUCAAAACACGUUUUCCUGCUUAAAGACCACUAUUUAAUUUUAAAAGUAUAAAUAUUCAACUACUGAAUAGGGUCCCACUGACUACUCCAGGCUGCUUUACUACAAAAGGAGCAAGCGUUUAUUGUUGGCAGUCUGUAUUCCCCGCAGCAUGGCCAUCCCUAUAGCCAUCUUGGACUGUGAUCUCCUCUUACACGGUCGAGGCAGCAAGAUCCUGGACCGCUUCGACCUGGACUCCGUCUCAGAUAACUUCCUCCUCACCAACUUUGGCUUUCCAAGAGAUUUCAUCUUGUAUCUGGUGGAUUUACUCAGAGAGGCUCUGUGCAGACGAACCCAGCGGUCCAGGGCCAUCAGUCCUGAGGUUCAGGUCUUGGCUGCGUUGGGUUUUUACACAUCCGGGUCAUUCCAGACGUCUAUGGGAGACACGAUAGGGAUCAGCCAGGCGUCCAUGUCCAGGUGUGUGUCCAACGUGACCAGAGCCUUGGUGGAGAAGGCCCCUCAGUUCAUCACCUUCAACAGAGAGCCGUCCUUCGAGGAGUUUGAGAGAGUGGCUGGAUUUCCGGGAGUUCUCGGGGUUCUGGACUGUGUUCAGGUUGCCAUCAAAGCUCCGAACAGCGAAGACUCCACAUACGUGAACAAGAAGGGGUUUCACUCGGUGGCCUGUCAGCUGGUCUGCGAUGCGCGGGGUUUGUUACUCAGCACAGAAACGCACUGGCCGGGCGGACUCGAGGACACCAUAGUUUUAGAAAGGUCUGCUGUCCACAAACAUCUGCAGGACAACAAGGAAGGCUGGCUGCUGGGUGAUGGGCGUUACCCUUUAAGGAAGUGGCUGAUGACCCCGGUGGAGCGUCCCGAGUCCCCCGCAGAGUUUCAGUAUAACCUGGCUCAUGUGGCCACGCAUGAGAUCGUGGACAGAACGUUUAGAGCCAUCCAGACCAGAUUCAGGCUCCGUGUGACAUGUGACACAUCCUAUUUGUGCAGUAUUCUCCAGAGAAGAGCUCGUCCAUCCUCCUGGCCUGCUGUGUUCUCCACAACAUCUCUCUUCAGUCUGGACUGGACGCCUGGACUCUGGAGAGGACGGAGCCUCUUGAGCAGCCCAAAAUCCUGGACCAGAAACCAGAGGACCGGGACAGCGAAGCAGAAGAGCUCAGAAAACAGAUCAUCCACAAACACUUCAGCUGAGACAGCUCCGGCAGGAGGGAUAAAAGACACGGACACGGCGCUGCUGAUGCAGUUUUUAUUAUUUUGCUGGUUUCUACUCUACUGACUACACUACAGUAACAUAGUUGGAUAUGGAGGAACAUGCAGUACGCUAUACAACAAAAACAGAGACAACAACGCAUCCAAACACAUUUCAAACAUCGCUUCUGGAAGCGCUUGAUUACUCACUUGGGACAUUCAUAUAUUCUCGGACGGGUGGGAGUAAUCAAGCACCUCCAGGACUUUUAGGACAGGUUUAAACUGUGUGCAGCUGCUGUGUUGUCUUAAGUGGGACAACUCCCCCCAGGCCUUUUGUUUUUAAUAUUUUCUUGUUUUUAAUCCCCACCGCCAUUUUUUCCCUUCCCACCGGACAUUCCACAGGUUAAAAUCUGGGAUUAUGGCACCUUAUUAAAAAAAAAAACAGGCCCUUGUUUAUUUACAACUGCACAGGAAGUUGUCAUCGCUUAUAUACAAGUGUGAUUUCCUUUGUGGUGGUUUACAAACUCAGACAUGAACAAUAAAAGCAGAAAACUCAGAAUGGUUCCUAAAACAGCAGAACAUGUUGCUUUUAUUUUGAAAGAACGCUUUCUAUUUUGAAAGGGGGGAUUGUUCGUAACGAAUGAGAAAACAAAAAAAUAAAGAAACUAGUGGUGUUGUUUUCCAGGA